Messenger RNA from Spirometra erinaceieuropaei, 2727 nucleotides. The record is from the annotation of a GenBank genome assembly. Lineage: Eukaryota; Metazoa; Platyhelminthes; Cestoda; Diphyllobothriidea; Diphyllobothriidae.
AUGAUUGUAGCAGUGGAAUCAUUCAGUAAUCAGACGGAAGCGGCGGAGGAGACGAAGAACCUUAUCAGACACCAAAUGUUGUCCCUCCUUAUGACGCACAAGCCGCGCGAAAUACUCCCAAAGGUCGAACGCGAUGCACUAAGAGAACUCAGGGCCGACAGGGACAUCGUCAUCGUGGCCGCGGACAAGGGACGUUCCACCGUCGUACUGGACAGAACAGACUACCUUCAGAAGGCCACAAACCUACUGGAGGAACGCCAGUAUUAUGUCCUGUGUGAAACCAACCCCGUAAAGACGCUGACACGCGAAAUUAAUGCGACACUGUUGGCACUGGAGAACUUGGGUGCAAUAACACCGACCGACCGACGCAUGGCGAGAGCCCAAGAAACGGCCUUGGCCGGAUUCUAUGGUCUCCCAAGGUACACAAAGAGGACGUUCCUCUCCGGCCGAUUGUAUCGCUCAAGGGCACUCCAACGUACGGACUGGCAAAAUAGCUGUUUCGGCGCCCUAAAUUUCUGACCGCUGAUUCGGACACCACCGCCUGUUCGUUACCACAAUUCCUAGAGAAGCUUAAAGGAGUAGGCCUCUUGCCAAAUGAGGUCAUGGUAUCUUUUGAUGUCACGUCCCUCUUUACUUCUAUCCCCCAGGAUCUGGCAAUCGAAACCGUCGAGCUACUCCUACGAAGCAAAUGCAAAGAAACGGGGAAUCGUCUCGGACAUGCCCAAGUCCUUCAGCUCCUGAAGUUCCGUCUCAGGACGUACUUCACGUUUGACGGAACAAUCUACGAGCAAGUGAAGGGAACACCAAUGGGCUCGCCGAGCUUGGGAUUCAUCGCCGAGGUGGUCCUACAGCAGUUUGAGUCACUAGUCUUCCAACACAACAGACCGAAAUUCUGGGCUCGGUAUGUGGACGAUACCUUCGUCGGCAUCGAGCGGGAUCAGGUCCUUACGUUCAAAGGACGUCUCAACAGCGUCUUUCCGGAUAUACAAGUUACGAUGGAGGAGGAAGAAAAUGACCAGCUGGCAUUCGCUGAUGUCCUCGUCUGCCGCAAAGAUUGGGGUGGCCUAAAGACCAAAGUGUUCAGAAAAGCGACGAACAUGACGCAAAUACUGAUCUUGAACAGUAACCCCCCCAAUCAGCCACAAACGCAGUUGCGUAAGAAUGCUAUAUCGACAUGCUGAGAUGCACUGCAGUGAACCAGAAGACAAUGGUGCCGAAUUCCAAAAUCUUCGACGGGUUUUCAGAAAAAAUGGUUACCCCCGCAACUUCGUCAACCGGUCUAUGCGCAAACGAGAUGAGCGACAAAAUCGGGCCGAGCGAUCCCGUACAUCAAGAACGUCUCCGAGGCCGUUAACCGCCUUCAUGCACCUCUUGGGGUUGGAUUUGCACACAGAACGGAGGCCACCAUGAGGCGUCAGAUAAUGAGACCAAAAGACCUACUGCCACGGCAAGAAAUAUCUGGAGUCGUUUACCGGAUCUGGUGCAGUUGCGGACAAAACAACUACGUCAGAGAAACUGGAAGACUGCUCCGAACGCGAAUUGCCGAGCAAGCGGCAGCGGUACGGAGAAAUGACGCUAACUCUCAGGUCGCGGCCCGUUCGACGAGACCCCGCCACACAUUCAAGUUCGAUGAGGCCGAAAUUCUCGCGAGAGGGGAUAAUCGUGUGAGCCGCGAGUUGCUUGAAUCAUGGUUCACGGGACCUCAGUCUAUCAAGUGCACCGACAAUCCCGCUCCAUAUUCCGUGCGGAGGCAUAGGCUGGCCAAGGUAAUUGACCACUCGGGAGGACGCAAGCCGGCGAGCCAGAUGGCCGAGCAAUCAUCACGCCAGCAUCCAACACGGCUGAUGACAUUUCGGUAAUUAACAACUUGCCUGCCGGCCAGCAAGCAAUUAGCGCACCAGCGGGCAACGAUCGUCGAUUAAGGGGAGUGCGGUUAAUUGCUAUAGAUAUGCGGUAGCAUAGCGACUGCAUGCUAUAAAUACUGCAACUUCCUGUGCACGAGUCACCCUUUUCUGCUACUGCCUCUAAUGAUGGAUUCAGGUGAGAAUCCGAAACGUCAGUCUAAUAGAGCCCUUGUUCUAGCGAUCGCUUCUUCUUCUCUUUCUUCUUCUCCUGAUGGGCACUUAUGUAGGCACCUAGAUAAACAAGCGAAUGGUGGUGGGGCAGACAAGAAUCGAAUCAGAUCAAGAACUCGUCAGACAUGGAGCACGAAAUCGUUUUAAGUAGAUGCCAAAAGUUGUCGUUACAGUCAGGCGAUUUGAUGUUGUCAGAAGAAAUUAUGAAAACAGCGGAAACCUGUGCCAUAGCUGGUCGCAAAAUUCGAUGCGGAAAUCGAAGUGGAGGGCUUUUACUAGGGGCCACGUCACACACCAUAUUACUUAUGUGUUAUCUCGUAAAAUAAUUACGCUCUGCCCGGGUUUGAUCGCGUUAUGGUUAAUGGGACUGCCGAUUUCGGAAACCCCCUCAGUACCAGCAUUGGUAAUAGCUUAUUAGUAUUUACAGCAGCAGCAGCAGCAGCAGCAGCAGCAGCAGCAGCAGCAGCAGCAGCAGCAGCAGCAGCAGCAGCAGCAGCAGCAGCAGCAGCAGCAGCAGCAGCAGCAGCAGCAGCAGCAGCAGCAGCAGCAGCAGCAGCAGCAGCAGCAGCAGCAGAAGAAGAAGAAGAAGAAGAAGAAGAAAGAAAGAAAGAAAGAAAGAAAGAAAGAAGGAAAACAAGUCUUGCUUGCCUAA